AAUGACUUCAGGUUCUUUUCCUAGUCUGCGUUUCACCAUCAUCUCCACCAUCAAUGUCAUCAAUGUCAUCAACAUCAUGAUCAUUAUCAUCUCCCUUCUUUCCCAGCAUCUACCUCUUUGAUCCAUCAUGCCGCCAUCCAUUGGCAAAUCACGGCUUUCCCUCCUCCAGCGCUUGAGCAGCCAUGCUCUCCGCUGCGUGUAACAUCCCACCAUGACCCAAGGCAACACCCUUGCCUUGGACAUUGUCACGCCCAAGAUAUGGGCUGAGCGCCACGCACCUCCUACUCUCGCGCUUGACUCCGCCGCUGUGCGCACACGUCAACUGCUCAAGCCUCCUCGCAAACAACGGUCCAAACCUGUCUCUGAUAAACGCCUUGACUUGAAAAAGCUGCGCGAUGCCCAAACACAGAUGCGUAAACUUCCUACCAAUGGCUCUCUCCUCGACCCUUUCCAUACUUUACCCAUCAAGUCCAACCCCCAAGUUGUCCAUGCAGCCCAAUACUAUUUUCAAGUUUGGGCUCCUCAACAUGGACGAGGCUUUGCAUUCGAAGGCUAUGCCAAUCCAUACCUGAGCCUUCUCUGGCCAUUUGCUCUACAGAAUGACAUCUAUUUCGAAGCCCUUAUCGCUCUGUGUCGUGCCGCCUUGUUGAUUUCUCUGGGCAGUCCUUCGCACAAAGAUGCCAUGUUCGUCACCCACAGAAACAAUGUCAUGAACAAACUCCGUCAGCGACUCCAGUGUCCCGAUCUAUGCGCAAAUGAUACCACCAUCCUCGUCGUCGCCACCCUUGGCACCAUCGACUACAUCCUCGGGGACCACAGUUCAGCUGGCACUCAUCUCUCCGGAAUGCGACAAAUAAUCAAAAUUCGAGGCGACCUCAAAUCUAACACGCCCUGGGAGAGGCUUCUUCAGACUAAUGUCGCCGCUUAUGAAGCCCUGUGGUCAUUUGUCCAAGCCUCCACCGUCACUCCACCGGCCCAGCCUCAAUCCCUCGAAACCACAAGUGAUACUCUGGAGAAAACCCAGCUCCCCAUCUACAUGUCUCACCCGUUUCCUCAAGAGGCGUGUGAGAUGCUCGCAAAGCUGCCCCGUGGAUUUUCCGACCUAGGUCUCACAGGCAUCCUGUCCCUGCAGAUCAUCCGCCUUUUGACCAUUUUCACUACCCUAGCCUCCUCACCGAGCCUGGCAGACCUCGACAAGGACGAAAAAAGCACGAUACAGCCCAAGAUCCGCAACCUGAUUGAGGAUCUGCACCGACUCGAAACCUUACAGGUCACCGAGAUGGAACGCUUUCUUGUCCACGCCCUAGUGUCGUAUUGCUUCCUGCUCCGCCAUGUCUUGUUCAACGACCUCAUCGACGGCUUCUAUGAAAGCGCUCUUAAAAGAAUCACCGAUGUGGCACUCGCCCAAAAGUCACACCUUCACCCGUCCGCCGAACAUAAGUGCUAUCUGUGGUGCUACCUCAUUAUUGGCACCACCUUGCAGCUCGCCGAGGUCCCGCCUUGUGAUUGGCCUUCUGUCAUGCCCAUUUUGCUGGACUGCUACCCAGAGGGUAGGGUCUGGAAGUCCUUGCGAGCUGAGAGUGCGGCUUUCUUCUGGCCUGCGAGUAUCGAGAAUCUCGCGCAGAGUGCCUUUGACCAAGCCAUGGCCAGGAAGUGCCAAGUGGGCAACCAUAGCACCGUUAAGCGCAGUGGCCACAACACCAUGGCGAUUCGCAAUGUUAUCUCAUAAAACAUGCCAGAGCAGGACAGCAAAAUGAAAGGGUGGGUUCAAGAAGAAACAAGGUUAAUCAUACACCCUGGAAAGGCUCUACUAACGAGCUAGACGAAUCACACAAGAAAACUUUCCAACGCCUAGGCCCCAUACAUAACAACUUGCACACUCCCCGAGAGAUGUUGGCAAGAUCUAACAAGUCAUUAAUGCGUCAUCAGUGAGAUUGUGAUAUCUCUGUUCCAGCUCGCUCUGUACCGGCCGAGCAACCAAAUGUCCUCACCGUCCGAAAUCCACACCCCCAGCAGCGCCAUCCAACAGGUCAUUACACGCCUUUGAGCAAUUGUCUUACACCCUUCAAUAUGUCUCCUCGAGCUCCGUGCUCCAAGCCGCAUCACUGUCAUCUAUCCUCCGUGCUUUUUCAUCCGAUACUUCACGGAAUUGAUGAUGGCCAUGGUGCUGCUGCGAAUGCGGGUUGUUAACAUGCAUCCGCAUCUUGGCUGGCGGUGGCCCCAUGGUUCCUGCAAAGUUGCCAUGGCCGUGCGCCGUCACCGGCCGGAUACCGUUAAAAUUGUGGUUCAUCCCCAACGCAUUUGUGGUUGACACAUGAGCCGUGUGUGGAUGAUUCUGCGAUUUAGAUUGGUAGACGUCGCGAAUAUCCCUCUCAGGUUCCACCUCGGAUCCAUCCGAGAAAGUCUCCCAAUUCUCGGAACCGGAUGCCGUCGUUCCCGUUGUCAUGUUGGAGGAUGAGUUUGAUGCUUGACGAGAUGCUGUUGCGAGAGACGCUGGAGCCGAGGGAUUGUGACGAUGUGACACACUUUGACUAUGUGACGAAGUCUGAGAUGAUGGAUAGCUCCGCUGAUUAUGGCUCUGAUAGUACUGGUCAUGGAGCUGGGGAGGGGGUUGCUGAUAUCCAAGUACUUGCCUCUGUUGUUGGUCGCGUUGGACGAGGGACGCAGACAUGUAUGACAUUCUUUCGCUGUCGUUAUACACAUCUUCUGGGCUCGUAUGUCUCACAUAUCGACUGCUUUCAUUUGACUCGGAAGACAACGUUGACGCUGGUCGGGUUGAGGGGUUGAGAUUGUGUUGUUCUGUGGUCAUGGGCUGCUCUGGUGGAACGAACAAAUCUCGCAUUUUGGGAGGUGGCGCACGAGGGGGUCCCAUGCUUCUCGCCGUCGAAGCAUAGUUUUGGACCGGUUCUGAGGGAGGGCAUUGCAUGGCAGGCUGGGUUGCGUUUCGUCUUUCUGGAGAAUGGUUUCCGUUCUUGAGAUUACUCAAAGGAACUCGAGCGGGGAUCUUAGAGGGGGAUUUCUGAGAAGCUGGCGCUGUUCUUGUCGUAGAAGGCGCUGCCUGUUGUCUCAGCGUACCUGGUCGGCUUCCUGUGGGCGUCUUUGCAUUGGAUCUCGGGGCUGGCGCUUUCAUCACACUUGCAGGCCGUGUUGCUUGGGGAGCUUUGGCUGCACUGGCCUGUGUCUUCGUCGUCGUCGGUGCUGGGGCGGGAGUUUUGGUCCUGGGUGGAAGUCCGUUUGGAGUCUUUGACCGGGCUGGAGGAGCUUUGACCUCGACUUCUUCGAGCUCAUCAAGAAAUCGCUCUCCAUGGAUCAAGAAAGGUCGGCCAUAUUCAUCUUCGUACUUUUGCAAGGUCUUUGCCAGAUCCGCCGACA
Messenger RNA from Exophiala mesophila, 3372 nucleotides. RefSeq lists its product as uncharacterized. The coding region runs from base 212 to 1729 and encodes 505 amino acids. The transcript has 3 exons. Lineage: Eukaryota; Fungi; Ascomycota; Eurotiomycetes; Chaetothyriales; Herpotrichiellaceae. The record is from RefSeq and is a predicted model, not a curated record.